Messenger RNA from Gasterosteus aculeatus aculeatus (three-spined stickleback), 3235 nucleotides. The record is from RefSeq and is a predicted model, not a curated record. NCBI's taxonomy places the organism in Eukaryota, Metazoa, Chordata, Actinopteri, Perciformes, Gasterosteidae.
CAUCUUUUUGUUGUUAAACGCGACCCGCGGACUAAAUGACUCUUUUGUCGUGUGCAUGAUGUGAACUGGUCCUCCCGUGGUUGUCCCUCCAUGCUUACCUUUAUGUGUGGCUCCCUGUGGAGCAGCAGUCAUUGUCCUUCACUCCUCCAGCUUUCCUUCAGUGCUCCUUUCUCACUGUAAAUCCUCUCUCACGUCAUCGGGAUGGAACGGACAGUGUGCAGAGGGACAGAUCACGCGUUCUAUGGUCUGAAUUGUUCCACCCGGUGAGUUUUACUGUGAGUUGCUGCUGAGAACCCGUCGCACAAACGUUGCUGUUCUAGCACGUUGGUAGAGGGCGUAGGGGUCGUCCUCCACCCUCCAAGCUGCAUGCUGCCAAAAGGAGCGCGUUGGAAUGCGUCCGCCGGCGUUUGGAACCUCGGGGACGUCCUGGCCGCCACGGGCAGUGUGGAGCCAGCACGAGGACUCAAACCAGCUCACUUUUUUGAAACCGUUUCAUCCUUGGUCCUUUUGUUCCUCCCACGUGCUGCGGUUCACCAGGAGACUUGUGGCUUCGAUCGUCUCCUUAGAUGAACUAAUGUGGCGGCGAGAGUGAAAUCUACCACGCGGCCCUCGAGUCCGACCGGCAGCUGACUGGGAGUCAUUUAAAAUGUCCUCAUAUGUGACGCAUGCCAGACACCGUCCGUCGUCCACAGCGCUGCUGUUGCGUAACUGGGGGAAGUAAUGCUGCCAGUUCCCUGCUGCACACACUGCAGACGCCUCUGAAGACUUCCAAAGCAAACUGAAACUGGCCUCCUAGCUGCACCUGAUCAAGUGGCACCUGAGUGUAGUGUUUGUCAACCGAAGCUUGGCCAUGGAGAAGAUCAAGUGUUUUGGCUUUGAUAUGGAUUACACGCUGGCAGUGUACAAGUCCCCCGAGUACGAGUCGAUGGGCUUCGACCUGACGGUGGAGCGCCUGGUGUCCAUCGGUUACCCGAAGGAGCUGCUCAACUUCGUCUACGACCCGUCCUUCCCCACCAGGCCGGUGCACGUGUCCACCCUGUCCCUUCAAACGGACGCGUUGUCCUCUCUGUCUCUGACACUGUCCGUCCUUCUCAGGGGUCUGGUGUUUGACUCAACGUACGGCAACCUGCUCAAAGUGGACGCUUACGGCAACAUCCUGGUGUGUGUGCACGGAUUCAACUUCCUGAAGGGACCCGACACCCGAGAGACGUACCCCAACAAGUUCAUUCAGCGUGGAGACACCGAGCGCUUCUACAUCCUCAACACGCUCUUCAACCUGCCCGAAACUUACCUGUUCGCUUGCCUGGUCGACUUCUUCAGUAACUGCUCCAGAUACACCAGCUGUGCGACCGGCUUCAAAGACGGGGACCUGUUCAUGUCCUAUCGGAGCAUGUUCCAGGACGUCAGAGACGCCGUGGACUGGGUUCAUUUCAAGGGCUCCUUGAAAGAGAAGACAGUGGAAAACCUGGAGAAGUACGUGGUGAAGGACCCAAAGCUUCCUCUCCUCCUCAGCCGCAUGAACGAAGUAGCCAAAGUGUUUCUGGCCACCAACAGUGACUACGGAUACACAGAGAAAAUCAUGACCUACCUGGUGGACUUCCCUCACGGCCCGAAGCCGGGGACCCCCCAUCGGCCCUGGAAGUCCUACUUUGACCUGAUCUUGGUGGACGCUCGCAAGCCCGUGUUCUUUGGAGAGGGAACGGUGCUGCGGCAGGUGGACACUCUCACGGGCCGGCUGAAGAUCGGCACGUACACGGGACCCCUGCAGCACGGCAUCGUUUACUCUGGAGGCUCCUCAGACAUGGUGUGCGACCUGCUGGGCGCUAAAGGAAAGGACAUCAUCUACAUUGGAGACCACAUCUUCGGCGACAUCCUCAAAUCCAAGAAGCGGCGAGGCUGGAGGACGUUCCUGGUGGUCCCCGAGCUGGCCCAGGAGCUGCACGUGUGGACCGACCAGAGCGCCAUGUUUGAGGAGCUUCAGUCUCUGGAAUGCUCGCUUGCAGAGCUCUACAAGCACCUGGACAGCAGCAGCAACGAGAGGCCCGACAUCAGCUCGCUGCAGGGACGCAUCAAGAAGGUGACGCAUGACAUGGACAUGUGCUACGGCAUGACGGGGAGCCUGUUCCGCAGCGGGUCCCGACAGACGCUGUUUGCCUCCCAGGUGAUGCGCUACGCCGACCUGUACGCCGCCUCCUUCAUCAACCUCCUCCACUACCCCUUCAGCUACCUGUUCAGGGCCGCGCACGUGCUGAUGCCCCACGAGUCGACAGUGGAGCACGCCCGCGUCGGCGCCGUCCACGCCGAGUGCCCGCUGGCCACGCGCGACCGCCGCCUCCAGGACGUCGAGUCCAAGCGGCAGCAGCUGACCAGGUCGCUCAGCGAAAUCCAGCCGCCCCACUUCUUCCCUCAGGCCCCACAGGAGAUCACGCACUGCCACGACGAGGACGAUGACGAGGAGGAGGAGGAGGAGGAGUAGGGGGAGCAGAGCAGGGGGGGGUCUGCAGAUCAGGGUCACGCCCACCUUGUAUUGUUUAAGGAGAUCUUUGUUCUUUGCGUCCUGCCUGCUGAUUGGUCGAUCCCUUUGACGUAGAGAAGAUUCUAAAAGGGACACGUCACCCUGGAGACGCCCACGCCCGCCCAUAGCCUUUUUUGGGAGCAUAUUCCUUUUUGUUGUUGUCAUUUCCUUUUAGAACGACAUGAAUACACAAAGAGAAGUGAUUCUAAAUGUCCGCCCGCCUCAACAGAGCUGGAGACGAGGUGUCCGGAUCAUCUCGUCUUUUACGGUUUGUGCUAAACAGCAGCUCAUGCAGGGGGCGGAGUUCUACUUUCAGUGAUAAAAGGGUUCUUCUCCAGCAGAGAGCUUUGCAAUGUCCGCCGCCGUGAGUCAACAGGAAGUCGCUACCAGCUUAGAGGAACGCCACCGCCUCAGAGGUCUCACCCUGAAGUCCCUCCUGUAACAUCCUAUGUCUGCAUUACACGGUCUCAAAGGAGAUAUUACACCAUUCAUCUCACUUUGAGUUGACGCAUGACAAAUAUUGUCUGCCUACAACACGGGGGCUGGAAUGCUGAUAGAAAUACUUGAUUUAAAUGAAAAUAAAGGUUUUAUUGUGGUCGGGGCGGCGUGAUGACAGCGCUCACAUGUACCAACAUGCACCAAAUGCAUUGACUUCAUGUAAGACUUUUGGGUUGUGAACCGCAUUUAUAAAUGUUUACUGAAUAAAUCAAGAGAGAAGUA